CAAAGCCUUUUUUUUAUGGCUUAUUUACAGCAGUCAGAUGUUGAUAGCACUGUGUCCAAGGGCAGUACCAGCCUGUCCAAAACUAAUACAAACUUCAGCAAAGGCAAUACCAGACUGACAAAGAGCAAAUCUAUCAAACAGGGUAUACAGGGGAAGAAAGUAUUAAACAAGCCUACUUUGAAGGAGGAUGAUGACAAAUCAGGUCCCAUUUUUAUCAUAGUCCCAAAUGGGAAAGAACAGAGAAUGAAAGAUGAAAAAGGACUGAAGGUGUUGAAGUGGAACUUCACUACUCCUCGUGAUGAAUACAUUGAACAGCUGAAAACUCAGAUGUCCAGUUGUGUAGCCAAAUGGUUACAGGAUGAGAUGUUUCAUGCAGACUUCCAGCACCACAACAAAGCACUGGCUGUUAUGAUUGAGCAUUUGGAAAAUGAGAAAGAUGGAGUCAUCAGCUGCCUGGAUCUAAUCCUAAAGUGGCUUACCCUUCGGUUCUUUGAUACUAACACAAGUGUUCUUAUGAAAACACUUGAAUACCUUAAAUUGCUUUUCAAUAUGCUGAGUCAAGAAGAGUAUCACCUUACGGAAAAUGAAGCAUCGUCUUUCAUCCCAUAUCUCAUCAUAAAGGUAGGAGAACCAAAAGAUGUCAUCCGCAAAGAUGUUCGUGCCAUCCUGAAUAGGAUGUGUCUCAUAUAUCCAGCCAGCAAAAUGUUUACUUUCAUCAUGGAGGGGACAAAAUCUAAAAACUCAAAACAGCGUGCAGAGUGCCUGGAAGAGCUUGGAUGUCUGGUUGAAUCCUAUGGUAUGAACGUAUGCCAGCCAACUCCAGGGAAAGCCUUGAAAGAAAUGGCAACUCAUAUUGGUGAUAGAGACAACACCGUUCGCAAUGCUGCACUGAACACCAUUGUAACCGUUUACAAUGUUCAUGGUGACCAAGUAUUCAAGCUGAUUGGAAAUCUGUCAGAGAAAGACAUGAGCAUGUUGGAGGAGAGAAUAAAACGGUCAGCCAAGAGACCAUCUGCUGCUCCAGUGAGACAGGCAGAGGAGAAACCUCAGCGUAUCCAAAACAUCAGUGCGAAUGCUAGCAUGCUGCGGAAGGGGCCAGCUGAGGAUAUGUCUUCCAAACUCAACCAAAAUCGCAAUAUGGGCAGUCACUCUGAGACAGCACAUACAGUUCCACGGGAAUUUCAGCUGGAUCUUGAUGAAAUUGAAAAUGAUAAUGGUACUGUGAAAUGUGAGAUGCCAGCACUUGUACAGCACAAACUAGAUGACAUCUUUGAGCCGGUCCUGAUUCCUGAGCCGAAAAUCCGUGCUGUGUCGCCACACUUUGAUGACAUGCACAGUAGCAUUGCUUCUACUAUCAACUGUGUCAUUUCUCAAGUAGCCAGUGGUGAUAUAAAUACAAGCAUUCAGGCUCUAGCACAGAUUGAUGAAGUUUUCAGACAGGAAGACAAAGCAGAAGUUAUGUCUGGCCACAUUGACCAAUUUCUAAUAGCUACGCUUAUGCAGCUUCGGUUAAUCUACAAUACACACAUGGCAGAUGAGAAGUUAGACAAAGAUGAGAUAGUGAAACUUUACAGCUGUAUUAUUGGGAGCAUGAUAUCGCUGUUCCAGGUAGAGAGUCUGGCUCGAGAAGCCUCAGCUGGUGUGCUAAAGGACCUAAUGCAUGGUCUUAUUACAUUAAUGCUGGAUUCUCGGGUUGAAGACCUCGAGGAGGGUGAGCAGGUCAUCCGAUCAGUCAAUCUUUUGGUAUUGAGAGUCCUGGAAAAAUCUGACCAGACCAACAUUUUGAGUGCUCUGCUGCUUUUACUUCAAGACAGUCUGCUAGCAACAGCCAGCUCUCCUAAGUUUUCAGAACUUGUCAUGAAGUGUCUGUGGAGAAUGGUGCGUCUUCUGCCAGAAACCAUUAAUAGCAUCAAUCUGGAUCGGAUUCUACUGGAUAUCCACAUCUUCAUGAAGGUCUUUCCCAAAGAGAAGCUGAAGCAGUGUAAGAGUGAGUUUCCUAUAAGGACAUUGAAGACACUGCUUCACACCCUGUGCAAGCUGAAAGGGCCCAAGAUCUUAGAUCACCUAACGAUGAUAGAAAACAAAAAUGAGUCUGAGCUGGAGGCUCACCUGUGUAGAGUAAUGAAACACUCCAUGGACCAGACUGGAAGCAAAGCUGAUAAAGAUACAGAAAAAGGGGCUUCUCGCAUAGAAGAAAAAGCCUCAAAAGCCAAAGUGAAUGAUAUUUUGGCAGAAAUAUUUAAGAAGAUUGGCUCCAAGGAGAACACUAAGGAGGGUUUGGCAGAGCUGUAUGAAUACAAAAAGAAAUAUUCUGAUGCAGAUAUUGAGCCCUUCCUGAAAAACUCAUCUCAGUUCUUCCAGAGCUAUGUGGAAAGAGGCCUCCGGCUGAUAGAAACAGAAAGGGAGGGAAAAGGACGCAUUGCUUCUUCUACAGGAAUUUCUUCUCAGGUGGAAGAAACGUGUGUUCCUGUUUCUACCCACACUGUAUCUUCAUCUAUAGGAAACACAAAUGGGGAGGAAGUGGGGCCUUCAGUUUACUUGGAACGAUUAAAAAUUCUCAGGCAACGUUGUGGCCUUGACAAUGCAAAGCAGGAAGACAGAGCACCUCUGACAUCUCUGCUCUCUAAACCAGCAGUCCCUACAGUUGCAUCCUCUACUGAUAUGCUUCAUAGUAAGCUCUCCCAGCUCCGUGAGUCACGAGAACAGUACCAACAUCUGGAUCUGGACUCCAAUCAGACUCAUUCUUCUGGUAUUGGAACUACCAUGGCUUCAUCCUCUUCUGCAGCAGCUAAUAUUGAUGACUUGAAAAAAAGAUUGGAGAGAAUAAAAAGCAGUCGCAAAUAGAGGCAGCAUCAUGGUUGCUGUCUUCAGCUUUAGUUUACUAAACUAGAAGUCUUCAUAGUUAAAUGGCCUCGUUUAGGCCUCAUGUAUACAAACUGGUUUAUGUAUAAUACAGUGGAUUUUGGAGGGACUGGGUCAUUGUGGCACAAGUAUUUGUACAUAAUCUGCUUCUCAGUGAGCAUCUCUUGACAAUAGAAGGCUGUCUGUGUAUUAGUAUUAGUGUACAGACCUGUAAACAACCAUCCUCUUGCUCAGACUAGUUUCUCAUAACUUUUUUUAUUUGUAAUAUUGUCUUUAAGAUCUUUUUCCUAGUUCUUAACUCUUAGAAAAUCUUUAGUGGUUUCACUUUUAAUUUUGUGAAUUCUUCUCCAUGUAAUCCUUGAACUGUUGAUUCUAUAUGGACACAUGGCAUGAAGUAACUAAUUUAAGUGUCUUUUGUAAAUAAAGUUUGCAUUAACUAUACCAGUCUUUAUAGGAACAGCAGUGACUGCUGGUGAGAGAAGUUGCUGUCUAUUCCUGAAUGUUAGUGACUGGGCAUCUAGAAAUUGAACUAAGCUAUUCUUGAAAUGAACCUAAAGCUUGGAUAUUUUAUAGGGAAGAUGAGUGAAUAUACUAUGUCUGGGUUGCAAUCCUGAGACUUUGCACUCUUCUAUGAGCAGUAGUGUAUUUUUUUUCCAUGUAGUUGCUGUUUUUUGUUUUGGACUAUGGUUUCCGUAAGUUGCAAGUAAGUCGAGAAUAUUUAGUUUGCUGACAUGCUUAUUUUAAAUUACUAAUCCUUGUAUUGCCUCUACCUGGAUGAAGCAUAGUCCCUUCUGUGUAUAAAUGCUUUCUCUUUGAGGGAGUGUGCUGCUGUUGAUAAGAAAUAGAUUAGCAGUGAUGUACAGUCAGUGGCCUCAUUUAUCCUGAACUCAUUUGAUUAAGUGGUCUUCCUAAUGGAGUUUUCAAAUGCAAGUAGACCACAGCACCAUAUUCAGUUGCACUUAAACAUCUAAUGUUAGCAAACCCUCCUGUUUCGUAUAACUAGAAAAUGCCUACUAGUGCUAGUCUUCAAAAGCUGUAGUCAACUGCUUUUUGAGUGAGGAGUGUAUUCUGAGUAGCCUUCUUCAGAAGCAGCAAGUAUGAAAGCUUAAAGACCUACACUGUGUAGCCUUCCUCGCCCAUUCAUCUCUCAGGAGGUGAUGUUUUCACUUUGCUCCUUCACUGCCUUGUGUGAGCUGGUUGCGAAGCAUUAGUUGCACAUCUGUUCCGUAGCUAGAACAGAGCUAUUGAAGAGUUGGACAGGCAGGCUUAAAGCAGCAUUUUGUUAUUCUGGGUUCUGAUCCUGGCUCCAUGUAACUGCUGCUUUUGGUGUUUGCUCUGGGGGCCGCGGGAGUCUCAGCAUUUGGGCUGUAGCUGAAUCAAUCUUGCCUGAUUACAGUGAAAACUUGGUUUUAAAUCAGUACGUGUACAACAGGUCUAUGGCAGAGCUGCUGCAGAUGGCUGCAAUUUUCCUUUUUACAGGACCCCUUGGCUGGGGUUACAGUGGAUUUGUAAUACUGCUUGGUGCUUGUGGUGAGUUUAUGCACUGUGAUAGCAGGUGACUUGUGAGCAGUCUUCAUCCUGUGUUAACUAACACGAUGCCCUUCAUUGCUUCACACUGCUUUGAUUCAGUAGUUGCGGUCUCCUAUGCUGACCUGGAGCAGUCGUGCCCUUUUAUUAAACAGACCUAAAUGGCAAGAGAAAGUUUUGGCCAUUGUUGAUAAGUGCAGACGUUUUGUGCACUGGGGGCUAUUGGCAAAUAGUUGUUUGGAUGUCAUUGGAGUUACUGCCACUACCUCUCAGUUACCAGCUGCUUUUUGAAACAGUUACUAACAUAUAAAUGAAUCCAUAUUUUUAUUUACUGUACCAUGUCUAAUAGACAUUCUGAAGAGCUGUUUGUUAAUUAGUUCAGGAUGUUAAAGCGGCAAUGCCUGCAAACUUGCAUACUACUAUUUUGAUCAACUAUUUUAGACUUAAAACUGAUUUGGAAGUGAAGUACAGGAAUAAUGAGUAGAAGAAGAUAUAGUUGUUUACUAUGAAUGAGUUUUUUGCCCUGUGUCUUUGUAGUGUUUGGACUCAAUAUCCUGGGAGUUCUAAACUAAAACUUGUGCACAUAAAUUAAUAAAGCCUAAUCUUUAGCCCAGAAAAUAUUUAAAUAAUAUUAAACUGAAUUUUAAAAAUGA
Messenger RNA from Meleagris gallopavo (turkey), 5042 nucleotides. The record is from RefSeq and is a predicted model, not a curated record. Lineage: Eukaryota; Metazoa; Chordata; Aves; Galliformes; Phasianidae.